Molecule: messenger RNA, 504 nt
Organism: Naegleria lovaniensis
Lineage: Eukaryota; Heterolobosea; Eutetramitea; Acrasida; Naegleriidae
Exons: 1
Coding region: 1-504 (167 amino acids)
Source: RefSeq, a predicted model, not a curated record
AUGAAUAGAUCCAUUCUCGUCUUUGCAUUGCUAUCACUCAUCUUGGCCGCCCUUGUCAUGGCAGGAGAGGACAAGAAAGAAGUUAAAGGUGUUCCACUGUAUGGUGGCUACUAUGGAGGCGUUCCAUUCUAUGGUGGAUUUGGUGGUGCUACUGGAGCUUCCAACGUUGCAGGUGCCUACGGCUACAAUGGUGGUUUAGGUUCCAACUAUGGAGUUCAAGGUGGAAAUUACAAUCAAUAUGCUCAAAAUACUCAAGCUUACAGCAAUCAAGUCAAUGCAGUGAAUUAUUCUCCAUAUGCUGCCUAUAGUAAUUAUGCUGUGGGUCCAAGUUCGUAUGGAAAUAACUUGUACAAUUCAUAUUAUGCUCCACUAUAUGGUGGUUAUGGAUAUGGUCUUCCAUAUUAUGGUGGAUAUGGAGGAUAUGGCGUUCCAUACUAUGGUGGAUAUGGUGGACACGGAGGAUAUGGAUAUGGUUAUGGAUGUGGUGUCGGAAUGAUUUGUUAA